UUGGUAAAAAAUCGAUUUUUUGGGUAACAAAGCUAUUGUUUAGUUGAUUUAAAAAAUAAACAAAAAGUCGCACGAUCCGAGCCCUGGUAUGUAGCACCUAUUGUCCCAAUAAUUAACGACAUCAGGUCGCCAGAUAAUUAUUUUGCAAGAUACUUUUUUCCAAACCAAUGCCGUGACGCGCUGAUAUCGUUUAUGGCACGUUUGACAAGAGACUUAUUUAUUUGUUCUACCACUCUCGUAUCAAGUCAUUAGAGUCGGAAGUUAUCAUCGAAAGAGCUUUGUUCCAUAAUGUCUAAUAACUGAACGAGCAGUCGCCGAUAUCAAUUUGUUAUUACCAAUUUGUUAUUUAUUAUAACAGUCUAAAUAUAUUCUAAUAAAUAAAACAUAAAAAUUAAAGUACAAAUAUUGUGCCUGCUAUUGAAAAAAUAUAAUUUACUAAAAAUGAAGAGUAUAAAUAUUUUUUGCAUAUGUGAAAAAAUAAUAUUUUCACAGUAAAUCAAACAAUCACAAAAUACACGCAUGUCUAUAUUUGGACCUAAAAUUUCACCAAGAAGACCAUGUGAAGUCGCAGCAUGUAAAGUAAUUUUUGUUUACAUGUGCCUUAAGAUUGGACAACAUUGAGGACAAGCAUUACAUUCAGAUUCCUUUGUAAUCUUCAAGAGUGUUUAAAAUGUGAAACCAUUCAAGUGGAUGGGAAUUAAUUUAAUUCGAAGUUACAAAACUAUUUUAAAUAAUAAGUUUUUAAUGUGCAGUGCUUGAAAGCAAAACUGAGAACAAUGUAUUCUCAAAAAAAAGAGACUGUAAGCAGUCUUGGAUAUUAUCACUAUGGUUAUAAAUAUCAUUCCAUGGAUGCCUUGCACCAAAAAAUGCAUGGAAUUAGGAGAGUGACGAUUUUCUGCAUUCUGACAACUAUUUUACCAACUAUGCUUCUAAUUCUUCCUCUUUAUUUACGACACAAAAUUUAUGCUGAUGUUACAUAUGCUGUAACAGAAUCAGAUAUAUUAGAAAUCAACGAAGGAGUCUCAUCGAUAUUUUGUUCGGCACAUAGCUUGAAAAUGAACGAAACUUUUAAUGCAUUCCAAGUUUCACGUAGGCCCGAAACCACGUCCUACAGAAAGCAUCUAAGACUGAAAAAAAGUAUGACACUACCAGACGAUACACUUGAAUAUUGGGGAUUCUACCUAAUGAAAGGAGCUAGUGUCGCAUUAUCAGUUUGUUCAAGGUUUCAGGGAGCUUCAAUACUCGUGGUGAAGGGAGAGAGAAAUUUGCGAACCUGUGGAUUGUUGGAACACAAUAAAAACAAAGCUCGCGCCACAGGAAUUUUUCUACCAGAAGCCGAUCAGCAGGUCAAAAUAACAUUUGAAUCCAAUGCCCAAGAAAUCCAUUCUAAAGAAACAACCAAUAACCCCAGAGAAGAAUCUCAAAGUUCUCCAAAUACCAAAACUAAUUUAAAAAUCAAUCAAGAAGAAAUUGAUGCACAGAUUGCAAAAAAGAAGAAAAUUAUAGACGAUGAAGAAUCAAAUAAAAUAAUCAGACACACUCAUAGAAAGCAUAAAUUACACAAACUAAGUAAUAAAAUUGAAACAAAACACAUUUCUCAUCAUCUUCAAAAUUCAAAAGAGACUCCUGACGCUCUAAAUUCAAAGGAAAAUCGAAUUAAUUUACUGAAAUCAGAAUUGCAUGCUGAGAAAGCUGACACAGCAGAAGAAGACAGUGAAGAAAAUGGAGAACCUAAAUUGAACAAAAGAAAUAAAAGACACCAAGAGCCAGUUGAUCCGUCAAAAUUACUUGAUCAAGGUAUAAGACACGGAGGAAAUGCCGGAGAGAAAAAUGGAACCUUGUCAGAGGAGGACUCGUCAGUUUCAAGUUUUGAAAACGGUUUGUUAACAUGUUAUGGUGGCCAAGUGCUUUUAUCGCAAGAAUUUAAUGCCUCCGAGCAUUGCCUUGAUGUCUCCUUUUUAAUUAAUGGAAAACACAUGCAAACGAGACACGACGUCGUUGAGCCUGGAUAUUAUUAUUAUAUAUUUUAUAGUGACAAUGACUUUGUUUCUAACGAUAUUCAUGCUGUUUUUGAUAUUUAUAAACCGACUCUGCAAUACGAGAAUGUAACACAUGCGUGCAUUAAUAAAACAGAAUGCACUUUUUCUCUGCCUCUAAUGACGCCGGACAGAGUAAUUGUUGAAGUUCCAACGCGAGAUGGAAUUGAUGACGAAAAAGAUGAUAUUUCCCUUUUAGUUUCAACCUGCCAUCCCCGAAUGGGUGUCUACAUUAUUUUCCCUAUAGCAGUAUUAUUUUUAAUACUUAGUUGUGCGUUUGUAUAAUAAACAUGUGACUGUAAAAUUGAUGUGAAUAUUUUUAAAUGUAUUUUUUAUAAUUAGAAUAAAUUAAUUUAAUUUUGUA
Belonocnema kinseyi is the source of this 2400-nucleotide messenger RNA. Its product is annotated as activating signal cointegrator 1 complex subunit 1. The record is from RefSeq and is a predicted model, not a curated record. Gene Ontology annotation, biological process: DNA alkylation repair; regulation of DNA-templated transcription. Gene Ontology annotation, cellular component: nucleus. Bases 777 to 2321 code for a protein of 514 amino acids. The transcript is spliced from 5 exons. Gene Ontology annotation, molecular function: RNA binding. Lineage: Eukaryota; Metazoa; Arthropoda; Insecta; Hymenoptera; Cynipidae.